Messenger RNA from Rhagoletis pomonella (apple maggot), 1468 nucleotides. RefSeq lists its product as uncharacterized. The transcript has 2 exons. Bases 65 to 376 code for a protein of 103 amino acids. The record is from RefSeq and is a predicted model, not a curated record. Lineage: Eukaryota; Metazoa; Arthropoda; Insecta; Diptera; Tephritidae.
UGCUAAAGAUCUAAGUUCGAUACGUAAGAAAGGAAAAACGUGCUAUGCAGCUUUUGUGCGAUGUAUGUCCAAAAUAAACGAUUUGUCGGAAAAAUUUGAAAAAUCCGAAAAGGAAGAUGAGGACAUGUCAGCCACACAGCAUAAUUUACACCUACCGCCUUGUGAUAUCGACGCAUUCAAGGGCGAUUAUUUGUCAUGGCCAACAUUUCGUGACAUGUUCACGGCUAUAUAUAUAUUGAACAAGCGGCUGACACCCAUUCAAAAGCUUUACUAUCUUAGUCAGAAAACGCAGGGUGAAGCCAAAGAAAUUGUUAAGAAAUGCGACCUGACAAAUGAUGGGUUUAAUAUAGCCUGGAAGAAUUUGUGCGAUAGUUGAAGAUCCUCUUCAAUCUACAGGCGGUGGAAACUGAAUGCGGGAGUGCAAUUAAAAGAUUGCAAAGGGAUAUAAACAAUUGCAUAUCUUCCCUGGAGAGUCAUAAAAUUGACAUUUCAACUUGGGAUCCAAUAAUUACAUACCUUUGCUCCACAAAAUUACCAGAAGAGACUCUUUCGCUGUGGGAGCAAUCAGUGCAAAAUAAAACAGAUAUUUCCAAGUGGGCUGACAUGGACCAAUUCUUGUCAAGCAGAUUCCAAACUUUGGAAUCGGUCUCGGGGUUGAGAGGAAUCAAGGUUUCAAAAAUUUCAAAAGGGUUAAGUCAUAAGCAUUCCUCUGAACCGCCACAAAAGAAACUUGGCACUUUUCAAACUAGUGUAAGCAAAUUUACUUGCAAAAUGUGUCAAAGCAAUGAUCACAGACUGCAUAUGUGCCAAAAAUUCUUAAAUAUGUCGAUAUCUGAUAGGAUCGCUUUUAUUAAAACCAACAAUAGUUGUUUUAACUGCCUGUCCUUUGGGCAUACGGUGUCGAAAUGCACAAGUUCCUACAACUGUGCCAAUUGCCAUUCUCGACAUCACACCCUACUUCAUAUACAGGCGGCUCCUGGUAAAACAACGACAAAGGAGAAUACAGCCAAUCCAGUUAACAAUGGUGCAUCGACAUCCAGGCAGGCACAAUUACGAAACCAAUCUUCAAAGGGAAAAGGUAAAGCAGUCAGACAUGUGCAAACACAUCACGCGAAUUCAAGCAAAGGCGUUUUACUUGGGACAGCUCGAGUAAAUAUUCAUUUUAAUGGUACUAACUUUGCGGCAAGAGCGUUAAUUGACUCUGGCUCUGAGUGUUCCUUCAUCACGGAGAGGCUCAGACGCAGAAUCAACUUGCCGACCAAGAAGAUGUUAGCACAGGUUUCGGGCAUCAAUAAUUCUGUUUCAGCGCAGGUGAAAGAAGCGUGUUCGAUUCAAUUGCGGUCACCAAUUGACCCACUUAUUUCUAUUGAUGCCCUUGUGUUAGUUCUACCAAAUCUGACAGGGAAUUUGCCUACUUGUGAUGUUAGCGCACUCACACAACAAGUUUUUCCUGAUCUGGUUUUGGCAG